Drosophila subpulchrella is the source of this 1872-nucleotide messenger RNA. RefSeq names its product glutactin. The coding region runs from base 1 to 1872 and encodes 623 amino acids. The record is from RefSeq and is a predicted model, not a curated record. Lineage: Eukaryota; Metazoa; Arthropoda; Insecta; Diptera; Drosophilidae. The transcript has 4 exons.
AUGCAGCUCGCGUGCUGGCUAACAGUUUUCCUGGUACUUGUCCUCCAACCCGGUGUGGAGUCUAGAGUUCGUGGCAGGCAAUAUGAUGAGGAGAAAGACACAAUUGUCGAACUGCCCCAAUUAGGCAGCAUCCAGGGAAAAAUUCUCGAAACAGCAUGGACAAAACGCGAAGUGCUGCAGUUUGUAGAUGUCAGAUACGCAGAACCUCCAACAGGACUGAAUCGGUUUAAGGCUCCUCGGCCCAUUGAGCCUUGGGAGGACGUGAUGGAUGCCACAGCGGAGAAGAUUGGCUGCCCCUCGGUAGUGUCGAUGGACUCACUUCGAAAGCUGGAUGACGUUUUGGACGUAGAGGACUGUCUGACCAUGACCAUCACCACUCCAAACGUGACUGCACGGCUGCCGGUUCUCGUUUACAUCCACGGCGAGUAUUUGUACGAGGGCAGCAACUCGGAGGCGCCGCCGGACUAUCUGCUCGAGAAGGAUGUGGUUUUGGUCACCCCGCAGUACCGGCUUGGACCCUUUGGCUUUCUGUCUACAAAGACGGACGAGAUUCCCGGGAAUGCCGGUUUUCUGGACAUCUUCCUCGCCCUGCAGUUCAUCAAGCACUUCAUCAAGCAUUUUGGAGGUGACCCAUCGCGGGUUACGGUAGCUGGACAAGUGGGCGGAGCAGCUAUUGCCCAUCUGCUUACGCUGUCUCCGAUGGUGCAGCGCGGCCUCUUCAGUCAAGUAAUAUACCACUCGGGAUCGGCUUUAAUGCCAAUCUUUCUGGAGGAGGAUCCGCGCAAGCAUGCCCAGGAGAUCGCCAAGAAGGCCGACUGUCAGAUGGUGACAGUGCGGGACCUAAACACCUGUCUUAUGGAGCUAACGGCGCUCGAGCUGCUUACUGCCUUUAUGGAGCACGCACUGGAAAAAUCUGACCUCGGCAUUGGUUAUACAGGCGGCAUACAGUUCACCAUCGGUGGACCCAGUGGAGUGCUGCCCAAGCAUCCUUACGAUCUUAUGCUGGAGUCGAACUUCUCUUACCCAGCAAUGGGGGGCUGUCCGAAAAACGCCGGAACUCGAGUGCUCAAUGAGAUUGUGGACAAUGACUUUGAGGGGAAGAUUCCGGACGACGAUUACAACACGUACAACUACAUAGACCACGUGAUCCGCCAGGUGGUAGGCACCGACAAAACGAUGCUCCUCACCAGCUUCGUCACCCACGAUUUCUUUAACCGUCAACUGCUGGAAAACGGGACCUUCGACACACUUAUCCCUAGGCUAAUCGAUGUGGCUGGCACUCUUAACCACAAACUGCCCGUUCUGAUGGCCCUGAACAUGAACAACAAACACAACCCGCACAACACCUUCCUCUACUCUUUCGACUAUGCGGGUGAGUUUAACCGCUACAAGGAAAUGGACGAGGAGACCAAUAUGCAGAGCCCCUUCAAGGCGGGGGUUUCGCUGACCGACGAGGCCCUCUACCUGUUCCCCUACCCCGAACACGUGACCCGCCUCAGUCCGCCGGACAUGACGAUGGUCCACCGGAUGGUGGAGCUCUGGACGAACUUCGUGAUUAGUGGCAAUCCUCUGGGAUCCCACCGCGUCGGACUCUGGCCGCCGAUGACUACGCUUUAUGGCCCCUACAUGAGGAUCGACGAGACGUUGACCAUCGGGGGUGACUACUUCAGCGAGUUCUCGGCCACCGCCAACGACGAGAAGCAAGGUCACAGUCUGAUCCGGGAGAUAUAUUAUUUGCGAAGCCGCAGCCGAAAACGGGCUCAAAAUAAGCGCCGGAAGCAACUGGCCGCCUUCAAUGCCAGCAGGUCCAAGAAGCUCGGCGGACGCAAGAGGUUGGUGAAGCGGCCAAGUCGCAACAAGAUACGUUUUUGA